This is a messenger RNA of Botrytis deweyae, 2349 nucleotides long. RefSeq lists its product as uncharacterized. Bases 1 to 2349 code for a protein of 782 amino acids. Lineage: Eukaryota; Fungi; Ascomycota; Leotiomycetes; Helotiales; Sclerotiniaceae. The transcript has 3 exons. The record is from RefSeq and is a predicted model, not a curated record.
AUGAAGGGUCUUUCACGAUUGCUCAUUAUCGGGGCAUGGGCCCCGAAUCUUGUCUUUUCUGCGAUCGUGAAUGGCAGGCUCAGCAUUACAGAAGGAAAUGCAUCAGCCAUCGUCCCUUCGGUCGCUGCAGAUGAUAGUGUCAGCACCGUAGAGAGAACUGGAGAAUGGAAACCUAAUGAACUGGUGUUAAUAGCUAAUAAUGGAAGCUUCAAAAUGAUUAAAGAUAAUAUGAACAAGAUCCCCGAUUGGGUCCAGAAAUACAAAGAUUGGGAAGCUUUGGCACUGCAGGACACUGCUAGUGCGAAGAGUCUCUCGGCUCGGUACGGAGAGGAAAAGCUCGGCAUGCCUCACUGGUUUUGUGAUCCCGACAAUGGUUGCUCUUCAUUGCCAAGUCCUCUGAAGAUCUUGCAAUUUGUGGAUGCCACGGAACCGGAAAUGCCUCGGGACAAGAGGCUCGAAGAAGCUCAGGGAAGAUACUGGGCCGCUAUGAGCUACUACAUGACCUUCCGCACUGCAUCUCACACACUAAACGCGCUCAAACGCGCCCAGGAUUUUGUGCUGCCAAGAAUCGACACUAUCAUCGUAGACUUUACCAAGCAAGGCAACAGCAAAGCAAUUCUCCAAUGCAAGAUCAAAACCUUUUUUAUCGAUAUGACAUAUCAAUUCACGGAAAAAUUCCUCAUGUUGAGUUUGACAAAAGCGACCGGCUUUGAAGGUAAAUGGGGGAAUGUUGCCACUAAGUUCGAAAAGGCUGAGCCGUUUUACAUUCUCAGUAUGGUCAGACAGAUUAUAGAUUUUACAUUACCAAUGGAGCAUGACUACAAGUAUAAAAAGUUUGGAGCAGGCAAUGACGGAGAUGAUUCUCUCGAAUUCUUGCGCCUCACAAGUAUGACAUAUACGAGUGACCUUUACUGUGGCCACAUAGAUGGUCAGGCUGCUGAUGGAAGCGAUACUAUGACUCGUAUCAGCGACUCCAAAUAUCACAUAAGUGAAAUCAUGAAGCAAUAUAUCAAAGACAUUAGUGGCGUCUUCAGAGCGCUCAAUGGACAUGGGGAAGUAGAUUUGGAUCUGAAGAUGAGCGAUUGGAUGUUGAACGCCAAUUAUGAUGAGAUGGUUCACCGACUCGACCGUGUUGACAUCUCCGCGGAAGCUCAAAAGUUUAGCCAAACGAUCUCAGGUUAUUUAAUUUCUGCUGGUUGGGCUAGCAACAAAUGUUACAUGAAGUGCCAACCCAAAAUGUUUCGAGACACUGUUCAGACAAGAUGCUUCGAUGCGAAAUUUGCCGCAGAUAGAUUCUGUCCUGAAGAUGCGCCUGAUACAUUGUGUCAAGUCAACUGUUACACGAUGCUGGACUCUGGAAAUCAUGAAAAGAAACUCAUCGGCAUCGAAAAGCUCCCCAAGCACGGGUUCGAUAUAGAAAAUAUCAAGAGAGACUCUUGGGAAAACUACAAAGAACUGAAAAGGCUCAGAAAACCCCAGAUGGAUUACGUCAAUGGCAAAGAAUUUACAUUCGGCGCAGAAAACAGAUCAGCCCUCAUUCUUUCUGUAUCUUUGUCCCGCACCAACAUAAUCUCCGAUAAGCCGACAAAGUCUUUGAACUUCCCAUGUUUCAGUGGCCAGGACUAUAGAGGUCUCGAUACUGAACAACACUUGAUUAAUAUGAAUAUGGGAUUUGGUUCCACGGAUUGGGGAGGAGGAGGAAAAGGAAAAGCUCGUGUUUGGGAAAUGUUUCAACAGCAUUGUCCAGAACAAACCCGCGAAAUGCCUCCCCUUACCCGCUAUCUUAACAUGGUUUGUGGACAACGACUCAAGUGGCCUGAUAAAUCACUUCGAGACGGACUCGUACACCGCCGAGUGAUGCAACCGGACCUUGAAGGAAAGAACUUCGAAACCUGCAGAACACUCCGGGAAAAAACCGAAGACAUGGACGAAGAAACCGCAAACCAUCUCUUCUGCCACGGAUACUGGCCCGAAUCCGCCACAAUUUUCGCCAACGAAAGAUCGUGGGUUUACACCGAUUGGAACCACCGCUGGCAUCGUGGUUCCGGCCUCAAAUUCAUGUGGCACCAUAAAUUCAGAUGUCACCUCCAUCGUAAGGGCAAUCAAAAUUUUCGCCCCGAUCAGAAGUGGCUGGAGAUGAAUUGGUCUAAUGAUCCCUCGAAGGUGGUUGGUGAGGGGGACAAUAUUAAUGGUACGGUGCUGGAGUUGGAUUCUGAAGACUUCAAGGCCAUGGAAGAUAUGCCUACUGAUGCGGAGGAUAUUGAUCCCGAGGCCACGGAGAGGUUGAGACAUAUCAUUGAGGAGUUUAGUAAGGAAAUUAUCAGGACCAAGUCGAUUCAGUCGAGUUGA